AAGGGAGUCGCAGCGUCGGUGGCGCUAACGAGACUGUCAAGCUCGGCCUCGGGGAUGCCACAUAGGUUCAUACGCCGGCUAUGCACAAGUCUCGUCGCUCCAAGGAUGGAUUAUGGCCUCGGGGUGUGGUACAAUCCGGUACGGGUGGGUGAAAGCCGGAGAAAGGGCUCGGUUGGGUUUGCUACAAAACUUGCAAAACCGCAAAGACUGGCGUGUCGGGUAGCGGUGGGCGGGCUGAGGUCGACAGCGACUGAGGCUUUGGACAUACACGCUAACUUGCUCCCA
Messenger RNA from Desarmillaria tabescens, 285 nucleotides. RefSeq lists its product as uncharacterized. NCBI's taxonomy places the organism in Eukaryota, Fungi, Basidiomycota, Agaricomycetes, Agaricales, Physalacriaceae. The annotation marks the transcript as partial. The record is from RefSeq and is a predicted model, not a curated record. The transcript has a single exon.